Dicentrarchus labrax (European seabass) is the source of this 1894-nucleotide messenger RNA. Its product is annotated as natural resistance-associated macrophage protein 2-like. The transcript is spliced from 15 exons. The record is from RefSeq and is a predicted model, not a curated record. The coding region runs from base 19 to 1668 and encodes 549 amino acids. Gene Ontology annotation, cellular component: plasma membrane. Gene Ontology annotation, molecular function: iron ion transmembrane transporter activity; cadmium ion transmembrane transporter activity; manganese ion transmembrane transporter activity. Gene Ontology annotation, biological process: metal ion transport. Lineage: Eukaryota; Metazoa; Chordata; Actinopteri; Moronidae.
ACCAGCAGUGAGUUGGAGAUGGAGAAACGAACGAAGCAACAACUCAGGGACUCCUCUGAUAGGGGUGGAGUCCAGGCAAAUCAGUAUGGCUCCAUCUCUAAUCCUGACCCGAACCCUGUGGCCCAGGAUGAACACUUCUCCACAUGCUUUGAAGACAUGGUGGCCAUUCCUGAAAAUAUUAAUCAGGUAUUCAGUUUCCGCAAACUCUGGGCCUUCACUGGACCUGGGUUUUUGAUGAGCAUUGCCUACUUGGAUCCAGGGAACAUCGAGUCUGACCUGCAGUGUGGAGCAAUAGCUGGCUUUAAGCUCAUAUGGGUGCUCCUUUUAGCCACCAUCAUUGGGCUGUUGAUGCAGAGGUUAGCUGCACGCCUCGGGGUCGUCACUGGCAUGCACCUGGCUGAAGUCUGCAACCGGCAAUAUUCCAGAGUUCCUCGUGUCAUGCUUUGGUUCAUGGUGGAAGUGGCAAUUAUUGGCUCAGACAUGCAGGAGGUCAUUGGCAGUGCCAUAGCUCUCAAUCUUCUUUCUGUUGGCAGGAUUCCACUGUGGGCAGGAGUCCUCAUCACCAUCGUAGACACAUUUACAUUUUUAUUUUUUGACAAAUUUGGCCUGAGGAAACUUGAAGCUUUAUUUGGCUUUCUCAUUACUGUAAUGGCUCUUAGCUUUGGUUUUGAGUAUGUGCUGGUAAAGCCAGAUCAAGGGGAACUGCUAAAGGGCAUGUUCUUGCCUUACUGUGCCGGCUGUGGGCGUGCGCAACUGGAGCAGGCAGUGGGGAUCAUAGGCGCUGUCAUCAUGCCACACAACAUCUACUUGCACUGGUCAAGGUUAGAAUCUCGUGAAAUAGAUCGCAAUAAAAGGGAGGAAGUGAAGGAAGCCAACAAGUACUUCUUCAUCGAAUCAGCUAUUGCUCUCUUCAUCUCAUUCAUCAUCAACGUAUUUGUUGUAGCAGUCUUUGCUCAGGCCUUCUAUAAUAAAACCAAUAUGGAAGUGAAUGCAUUGUGCAACGCAACCGGAAGUCCUCACACAAAUCUCUUCCCCCUCAACAAUGACACACUAGAGGUGGACAUCUACAAAGGGGGAGUGGUCCUGGAAUGUUUCUUUGGUCCUGCAGCCCUCUACAUCUGGGCAAUAGGAAUAUUAGCAGCUGGACAAAGUUCCACCAUGACAGGCACUUACUCUGGGCAGUUUGUUAUGGAGGGUUUCUGGAACCUACAGUGUUCUCGUUUUAAACGAAUACUGCUGACCCGCUCCUUAGCCAUCGUGCCUACUCUGUUUGUAUCCUCAAAGGAUGUUCAGCAUCUGACGUGGAUGAACAACAUUCUGAAUGUGCUUCAAAGCGUGCAGCUUCCAUUUGCUUUGAUACCAAUCUUGACCUUCACCAGUCUGACAUCCAUUAUGAAUGAAUUUGCAAACGGACUGGUGUGUAAGAUUUUCGGAGUCAUCGUCACCCUGGCGGUUUGUGCAAUCAACAUCUACUUUUUUGUGGUUUACAUCAUGUCGCUGAACAGUGUGGUGGUCUAUGUAUUCGCUGGUCUCGGCUCUUUAGCCUAUCUGUGCUUUGUACUCUACCUGGUAUGGCACAGCUUGAUUGCUUUGGGGGUUUCCUGCCUGGAUAGGGUAACCAGUCGACCGACUGUGUUGAUAGAGGAGCAGUCUGAGCACGACUCCUAGAGCAGGACAGUUAACCACAAGCAUUCUUCUUUCUGGUCGUAGACACUUAUCUAUUUUUUUUUAUUGUUGUUUCCAUCAAAGGAACAGUGUGCAUUGAGCAGUGAGGUUGCAGAAUGCAACUGACUGAAUACCCCUUACCUCGCCCUCCACUUCCAGGCAUGUAGGAUCAUCUACAGUCGCCACAAAAGCGAGAAAGGCCCUCUCAAGCCAGUGUUUGGUUUGUGGG